Amoebophrya sp. A120 is the source of this 1477-nucleotide messenger RNA. The record is from the annotation of a GenBank genome assembly. NCBI's taxonomy places the organism in Eukaryota, Dinophyceae, Syndiniales, Amoebophryaceae.
AAGAGAAACAGAGGCAAGGUCAUCUCUUGUUUGAGAUUGUGCUUUCUUUUUGCAAGAAGAUCAACAAAACGACAAUCACAUUCAGUAUAUGGACCUUGCAAUUCAAAUUCUAAAUCUAAUUUCGUCAUCAAGCUUUUUUUUAUUUCUCUACUCCGACCUGUAUCUUCUUCUAAAUUCUAUCUUUAUUGCCGCUUUUCAUAAGCGAGUCCAAGUUCUAUUCCUUUUACCCCCUUAUUGUAUUGUCGUACUUACUUCACUUACUUUAUAUCUGCGAAGUACGAAAGCCCCAGAGCGGCCAGAAAGUAGAAAAUGAAGCAGUACCUACUACGCACCGCGCUUGCGUUGCGGAGCUGGAUCUUCCUCCUCGGCAGUUGCAGCCGAUUUUGGUUUCAAAAUGACGGACCGAACGAGCAGCCACAAGUAAACGUGCACAUGGUAAACGCAGUUACGCUUAUCUCCAGUCGCAGCACGGGUGCAGCAGCAAAUUAUGCCAACUUUCUGGAGCGACCGCAGAAUGAUGCGGCAAUUCAGUUUCCACAGCCGGUUCGCUGCAGCGGACUCGCAUCGCCAUCAAGUGGGGUCGCCGGUCUGGCAAUGCCAAUACCCGGACCGGAAUUGCAGCACCCGAUUUUUGAAGAGGACCCCUCUGUAACAAGAAGCACGAACGUCUGGAAUCGCGAGAUCGUCCCCGCGGUAGCGCACCUCAGAAACCACCUGCACCUUCCGACGACCUCGUCCCGGUCAGCCCGUCGGGAAGAUGACAACGACCCAGCGCUCCCACGUCUACUGCAACUGCCCUCCUACACUGCGUGUCCGCUGGCGCCCCACCCGCGCGACGUGCCGUUUCCUGAAAAACUACUUUCGUGCUAUUCGUAUUCGCAGUUUGAUGUUCCCCCGCGGCCACACAACUGCGAUUUCACCGAGAGGAAUUCUUCCCAACUGCAUCUGUCGAGACUGUAUCAAAAAUUUACCGACAAAUACCAGCCACAGGACUGCCGUGUGCUGCACGCUCCCGGGGGGCUACCGCUCUCCAUCUUGCGGCCCCGAACUGGCAGUGAGGACGCAACGGAGGGGGGGACGACAUCGACACAUGAGGAGCACUACGAUUCGGGUUGUUACAACCUGCAGCAGCCCGAAGCCGAGCCACUUCCGAGUGCCGUUUCGUGGGGUGGGGCGACGGAGUCGGGGAGUACCACCGAAGGACCUGGUAGCAAAAUCCCCAUCCUGACUCUGGUGUGGGUACAUUUUUACUCAGGAUACUUGAAGAUGUUGUUCCGACAGAUGAUCCACCCACGGUGUGUCGCUGCUGCAUGGCGGUGAUAUCGAAUGCAAAAGCAUCGCACUCGUAUAAAUGCAUUACAAAUUGUUCACUUAGCAAUACAAAUUGAAUCUGUAAUGCGGAUUUGCCUUGAUAAAAAGAUUUGUAAUGCAGAAACGCAAUCAGUACGAGUACGAUACUUUUGCACAGGAUAGGUGA